Molecule: messenger RNA, 3333 nt
Organism: Xyrauchen texanus (razorback sucker)
Lineage: Eukaryota; Metazoa; Chordata; Actinopteri; Cypriniformes; Catostomidae
Product: CUB domain-containing protein 1-like
Exons: 9
Coding region: 136-2709 (857 amino acids)
Source: RefSeq, a predicted model, not a curated record
GCCCUUUGCGCACAACAGGAAUCAGAAUCCGGAAGCGACUGUACCCGUCGGGCGAACGCAAUCCAACAUGCAGGAUCCACGGAAUCUGUUUUAGUAUAUAUUUUAUUUUGAACAUUUUAGCAAGAUCUAAUCUGAAUGAUGGGCUCGUCUCUGGCUCCAGUGAUCAUUGGAUUGAUUUUAUUGCAGAUCCACAAAAACUCAGAAUGUCAUACAAUAGAGGUGACCCCUGACCCCGGCACCAUAGUGACCUUCAGUAAGAAGGCUGCACAGGCAGCGGACUGCAGUGUUUGUAAUGGUGAGGGCCCUUCUCAAACCUGUAGCUCAGAACUGACACUUACAGAACCUCAAACCACCACUGUGAACUUCAACUGCUCCCAACCGGGUGAUGUCUUUACUUUGGAAAUCAACCAAGAAAUCGAUUGCUCUUUGGGCUGCGACAACAUCGACGUCACACAUCCGGAUACUACCCGAUUCAUAGAGUUCACUAGAAUGUUCACUUGGGACCUAAAAGUGCAGUCAACCAAGAUGGUCCAACUGGACUUCCCAGCCCCAGGAAUGAGGCAGAUUAAGCCUUUAGAACUUUGUCCAAACAAGCACACAUACACCCUCCUUACGUACCAGCGCUCAGGACCCACCACCAUUGGCACGUUUUGUCGAAAUGGUACUAUCAGUCGUAUCAAGGUUCUCUAUAAGGGACGUGUAUCUUUGGAGGUUGCCAAAGGUACAGACCUGAACCCAUCUGACUUUAAAGUGUCCAUUGGACCAGAGACAAAAGCAUUGGUUGAGGUGGAUGCCAAGCUGCCCAGAGGACAGUCACUUACGUACUUCUUCACACCAAACUACGCCAUAGGACUUUUCAGUGACGAAAGAAUAAAGUGGAACUUUGCUGUUGAGCCCAUGCACAAUUCUACCAUCCUCUUUCAAGAUUAUACUGCACCAGAAUGCCAAAAGAAGGCUCUCUUAAUUGAGUAUACACUGGGGGAUAAGACUGUGCUCACAAAGACCUUAAAGGAUGAUCAGCCGGCCAAUAAACAGGGAGAUUUCAGCCUGACUUUGGCCAAUUGUGAUCAAAAGAAAGGGACAAAAGGGUUUUCAUUGAACUUCAAUGUGUCUGUGAUUCGGGGUGGGAGCCCAUAUCUUUGCACUGUGGAUCUCCAGAACGAGGACGGAUUGAGCCUCCAAAUAGAAAAUAAAAACCCAAAGUCUUACUGUGAAAUGAAAAUGAACUCUGUGGUGCAAGAGAAUAUAGUGGUACCUGCGGGAACCAAAGCUGACUUGUCCUUCCUUGACUGCCCCGUUGAGGAACUGCAGCUAACGGGCACCAAAAUGAUAGAGUGUCUGAGUGGGUCGACCUGUGCAAUGAGUGGGACUGCCCUAAACAUUCCAACCCUGGACACUACAUUGCCUGUCCCCCUUCAACGGUUUACUUGGGUUCUCCGUGUACCAGAUCAUAGAACUGUGGAUCUCUCCUUACCUCAGGGAAACCUACACCAAUCUGUACUGGAGAAGGAAUGCUACGAAAGAGUAUCCCUACUUGUUUCUGAGAGUGAUGGCUCUAACAUCGGCCAGUUUUGCGCCAUUGCUGAUAGUGCUAUCCAAAAAAUCCAGAUCAAAGCGAAUGUUUCCAUUACCGCAGUGCCUAAAAGUACAAAGGACCUGAGCCAGGACAAAGGAGCCUUCUUAAAGGUCACCUUGGGUCCAGAGAUCUUAGAGAAUGUGGUCUACACCAUUUCUCCACUUGAUUCGAAACCCACAUACCUUGCAACACCCAACUGGCCCGAUGGUAUGAAGCCUUCUUCCACCGUCACAUGGAUCGUGAAUGUUCCCCAGGAGUACCGGGCAGAGCUGCAGUUCACCAACGUCAGUAUGCCCAAGUGUGACCCACGGCACACCGCUGUUGAGAUCCGACCGCUGAACUCAAAUGGGCAAUUGCCGUCCUGGAGAGAAGAUCAAAUUGUCCCCAACAUGUACAUCCAACAACAGAGCUUCUACCUUAAUAUGUCCAACUGUGAGCCUAAAAGUGGCAGCUUUGCUGUGCUCUCAAAGGUCACUCUGCAGAAGGAAACCAAACAUUUCAUAGGAAUUAUCUUGGCUGUAGUUGGGGGGCUGCUGAUCCUGCUAAUCAUUGCACUUAUUGUAGGUUGCGUUAUUCGAAAGAAAAAGAAACCUAAGGCCAACAGGUCUUCCAUCUUUAUGCCCAGAGGGAAUGCCUUCCUUCCGGGUAAUGCUAACUUCCCCAAAACCAGAGCAGACAACGAGUCCCACGUCUAUGCCUCCAUUGAAGAGCCCAUGAUGUACGGACAUCUUCUGGACAAGGACCAACCUGCAGCGAAUGAUGACAAUGGAGCCUGGAGCAACGGACAUCAAGUGGACAUGUACCGUCCAUUUAUGGGACCCACAGACCUAAUCCCAGUGAUUACAGAAUCUCUGGGGGAUUAUGCAUUGGACAGAGGGAAAGAAAGAGGAGGGGACAGCUCGUUCCUAAACCCAUCCAACACCUUUAUGCCUGGGAGGCCUUGUAUGCCGCAGCUAUCGCAGAGCAGCUUAAGUUUCGAAGAUCGUAGGAUGAUGACCAAUGAGCUAAACACUUUUAAGAGUUUUGGCGAUAUAAAUCCCAUUCGUCUGUCUACUGAAGGAUCCAGAUUACAACCGCAACUAGAUUCAGACUCUGAUUCGUGUGCUGAACCAGAAUACGAGGUGGCUAAUUAAGGAAAGAACAAGACUUGAUGAGUAGCUAAUGUAUACGAGCAUUCUCAAGCUCGUUAAAAAGCUGCAGAACUAUUUGACGUACAAUUUGACGUUCACAUUGUCGUGUAAUUCCAUUAAAACAAAAAUGGCAUCAGCAACAAGCCUCCACACACACACACACACACACACACUCAGACAAUGUGUGUGAUUGAUUUUUAUCUGCACAGCUUUGAACUGAUGCUAAACGUUGACCGCUCUCUCGCCGCCCUAGUGGUCAUACUUGUAAUUUACAUGUAAAAUAUAUCUAAAUUCUGGUUUUAAAUAUUUUUUAACAGCCUUUUAGCCUGAAUGUACAUAAUUAACGCUCUUAUUGGAGCUACUCAAGAACUGAAAUCCCUUGUGGAAGUGUUGUGACUUUCUCUAAGGGACAUUUUUGUUUUAACAGUGAUAGUCUGGUUUACUGUGUGAAUUUGCCUCCUAGUUUCAGAUGUAUUGUAUUUGUCCAUUCAAUUUUGCUAUUCUGUAUGUUUAUCCCAUUGAUAUCCUAAAAUAAAUAGCCUUUCCUUUACGGUAAGGAUAUAUUAAUAUAAUUGAUAUCUAAUAUUUGGCUCUUGGGGAUUCUGUGGAGUGGAUUUAAACAGUAAA